Anolis sagrei ordinatus is the source of this 1581-nucleotide messenger RNA. The record is from RefSeq and is a predicted model, not a curated record. Lineage: Eukaryota; Metazoa; Chordata; Lepidosauria; Squamata; Anolidae.
UGAAAUCCCACAGAAAGAUGAUCCCAUUUCUGCAGAAACGGAAAGUCUUUACUGAAAGCAAGUCAUUGUUUGAUGAGCUUCUGGAAGUGCAACAUUUCCGCACCAUCUACAACGUAUUUGUGGCAGUACUCUGUAUCUUCGUUCUUAGGGCAGUCCUUGUGGAUUUCAUCGAUACAGGACGCAUUUUCCUUGAUUUUGAAGUGAUGGUCUUUGCUUUUGGACGGCUACACAUGACAUUCUUGCCUUGGCUCGUCAUGUUCCUCUACACCUUAUUGGUGCCCUAUCAAGUCCUGCAAAUCUGGGUCAACCUUUUGAAGACACUCCAGAUGUCCACUUUCCUCACAAUCAUUGGAGCAGUGGUGUUGCUGAUCGGCCAUGCUACUGUUUUGGGCUUCUAUCCUGUCUACACUCUCAUUUCACAGCCUUUAGGGCCUGCCUCCUGUUGCAUCAUUACCUUCGAGCAGAUCCGGUUCCUGAUGAAAAGCUAUUCCUUCCUGCGGGAAACUGUGUCUCCAAUCCUUCAGGCCAGGUCACUUGAUGGGAAGCUGCAGUUACCUCCAUUCUCUACUUAUCUGUAUUUUCUCUUCUGCCCUACUUUGAUCUACAGGGAGAACUAUCCAAGGACCCCCUGUGUUCGAUGGAGGUAUGUCAUCGAGAACUUUGCUAAGUUCCUGAUCUGCCUGUUUUAUGGAGCUAUGCUCCUCAAGUGCUUCACAAUUCCUAUCUUCAGCAACAUGAAUAAGCAGCCCCUCACCUUCCGAAGUUUUGUGCUGAUUGUCUUCAGUGCAACAUUGUUCGCAUUAUAUUUGAAAAUUCUGAUUUGUUAUGCCUUUCUCCAUUGUUGGUUUAAUGCCUUUGCUGAAAUGAUGCGAUUUGCUGACCGCACUUUCUACAAGGACUGGUGGAAUGCCACAUCUGUCUCUGCAUUCUUACGGAACUGGAAUGUGAUAGUACAUGAUUGGCUGCACUGUUAUAUCUAUCAGGACCUUCUGUGGAUAUUCAAAUCAAAGGCCCGGACUGUGGCAGUGUUGUCUACCUUCAUUGUUUCAGGCGCUUUGCAUGAAUAUGUCUUCAUGAUGAGUCUUGGCUUCUUCUACCCGCUUCUGUCCAUAUUCUGGUUUAUUGUCAUCUCAACAGAGAUCUUGGGAAUGCCCAAAUCAAACAUCAUAUUAUGGAUGUGUAUUCUGUUCGGUGUAGCACUUCUGUUCUCCAUGCAAUCCCUAGAAUGGUAUGCACGAAUCCACUGUCCAGUCCAGAAGAGUACAUUCUGGACAAGAGUAACCCCACGUACUUGGUCCUGUUAUUCCUAGGCCAUAACAACUCCCGGCUGAUCUUUCAAAACGUUAUUGCUCCUCUCUGCUCCUGUCACAAGAAAUAUAAUGUGCAGAUUUGAUAAAUGUGGAUUUAAUAUGUGUGGGUAUGAAUGGAAUUGUAUGAAAGAUGAAUGAAUAACAUCUAAUAAUUUUUGAGACAGUGUUCUAAGAGAUUAAGGCUGCAAUGACUAACUACCGGCUUGCUAGACUGUAAUUAAAAAGUUGCUAAUGAGAACUGAAAAGUAAACUGUGAUAAGAACUGUGACAA